Molecule: messenger RNA, 2206 nt
Organism: Aphis gossypii (cotton aphid)
Lineage: Eukaryota; Metazoa; Arthropoda; Insecta; Hemiptera; Aphididae
Product: ATP-dependent RNA helicase vasa-like
Exons: 2
Coding region: 329-2095 (588 amino acids)
Biological process (GO): cell differentiation; gamete generation
Cellular component (GO): nucleus; P granule
Molecular function (GO): RNA binding; RNA helicase activity; ATP binding
Source: RefSeq, a predicted model, not a curated record
AAAUUAAAUUUAUCAUGAUACUAAUAUAACGCCAUAGAUAAUAAGUAAUAACCAGUGCGACGAACCGACGACUGCGACUCAUUUCGUUAUUCGUUAAUCUGAGUCGGCGAUGUGCAAAGAAUAAAUGUCUAACGACUAUUCAACUACCUUUAAAAAAAAUAACGCGGCAAUAUAAUAUUUGAUAAAGUAAACUCUUAAUGUUUAUCUUUAUUUAAAUUGUGUAUGAUUUAACCAUGUUGAUUGGCGACUGCUGACCAAUAGAUCCAUGCUUCAAUUUAUUUCAUAACUUCAGUACCUAGUUCAAUAGUUUAGUUUGAAUUUGUCGAAUAUGGAUUCUCUCAUUUCUAAAAAUGAAAAUAUUUCCAAUCCCCGUGGCCGAGGACGAGGCUUUUUACUAAAAAUGAUAAAUCAAAGACAGAGUUCUGAAAAAUCUGUAAUUUUACCUUCAUCGGUAUUACCGAUAAAAAAUAUGAAAAACAAUGUUGAAAAUACGAGUAAUGUUGAAAAUAUGAGCAAUGUUGAAAUGACGAGAAAUGUUGAAAAUAUGAGUAAUGUUGAAAAUAUGAGCAAUGUUGAAAUGACGAGAAAUGUUGAAAAUAAGAGCAGUGUUGAAAAUACUGUUGUACAUAACCAAAGCAUCAUUAAAAAAUCUAGUUUUCAAGACUAUGAUUACAAUAAUGAAAAACCUGUAAGAUCAACUUAUAUUCCACCUGAACUCAAUGAAAACGACGAAUCUAUUUAUGAUGAUGGAAUCACUUCUGGAAUAAAUUUUGAAAAAUUUAAUGACAUUGAAGUAAAGGUGAAUGGUAAAAAUAUACCUGAAGCUAUUGAAAGUUUUGAAACAUUAAAAAAUAUUCCAGAAAAGCUAAUGGAGAAUAUUAAAAUGUGUAAAUUUGUGAAACCAACUCCUAUUCAAAAAUAUUCUAUUCCAAUUAUUUUGUCUGGUAAAGACUUGAUGGCCACUGCACAAACUGGUUCAGGAAAAACGGUUGCUUAUGUCUUACCAAUCAUAUUAAAACUACUCAUGGAUCCAAAAAAACUAGUAAAAGAUAGUAAUCAUAGUGAACCUCAAGUUGUUAUAAUGGCACCUACGAGAGAAUUGGCUGUUCAAAUUAAAUUGGUUGUUUUAAAAUUAACAAGACUUACUGGAAUUUCAUCAUAUGUCUGUUAUGGUGGUACUUUAGUCAGUUAUCAAAAAAAUAAAAUUCUUGAAGGUUGUCAUAUACUUGUAGCCACACCUGGUAGAAUUAAUGAAUUUGUUCAGCAUGGUUUCAUAACAUUUUCAUCUGUGAGAUUUUUUGUUUUGGAUGAAGUUGAUAGGAUGUUAGAUGUAGACUCAAAACCAGAUAUUGAUAAAAUUUUAAAUCAUUUUUCAAUGCCAUCUGUUAUGCAUAGACAAACAAUUAUGUUGUCAGCAACUUUACCAGAUGAAACUCAGCAUUUAGCAAAAUUCUAUUUAAAUAAAAAUUAUUUAUUUUUAGCAGUUGGUAUUAUUAGUAGCGCUUCACAAGAUAUAAAACAAACCUUUUACAUGGUUAAUAGACUUAAUAAACGUAAAAUGUUAUUCAAUAUUUUGGAAAAAGAUCCAGUAGGAACUAUAGUGUUUGUAAAAUAUAAAUGGACAGCGGACUUCCUUGCCACAUAUUUAAGUGAAAAACAAAUUCCAUCAACAAGUAUUCAUGGUGAUCGUUUACAAGAUCAGAGAGAAAUAGCAUUAAAUGAUUUUCGCAUCAAUAAGAUGAAUGUACUUGUAGCAACAACUGUAGCUUCAAGAGGUUUAGAUAUUAAAUGUGUAAACCAUGUUAUUAAUUAUGAUAUGCCUCAAGAAAUUGAAGAGUAUGUGCAAAGAAUUGGACGUACGGGUAGGUUGGGAAAUCGAGGAAUUGCUACUUCUUUCUUUGAUCCUGAUGAAGAUUAUCUUUUGGUAGACCCAUUAAUAAAAACUCUAGUGUCGGCAAAUCAAGAAAUACCUCAUUGGUUAGUUAAGUUAAGACGAGAGUCUCUGUGUAAUGAUGAUAAUGAUGAUUUAAAUAAAUUUGGAGGCUCAGAUAUAAGAAUGAUAACAGAUUCAGUUGAUGAGUGUGAAGACUGGUAAAUUCAUAAUUUAAUAUUUAAUAAUUAUUAUUUUGUUUCAUGUAUUUAAUAAAAAAUUAUCAUGAAUAAAAUAUUAUUUAUUUAUUCUCAUUAAAUAACUCAAUAAAAAUUA